This is a messenger RNA of Castor canadensis (American beaver), 2060 nucleotides long. The record is from RefSeq and is a predicted model, not a curated record. Lineage: Eukaryota; Metazoa; Chordata; Mammalia; Rodentia; Castoridae.
AUGGUCAAUGUGCUAUUUAUUCACUUAUUUUUAUUUCAGGAGCUGUUGACCUUCAGGGAUGUGGCCAUUGAUUUCUCUCAAGAGGAGUGGGAAUGCCUGGACCCUGCACAGCAGAAUUUGUAUAAUGUGAUGUUAGAGAACUACAGAAACCUGGUCUCAUUGGGUCUUGCUGUCUCUAAGCCAUACCUGGUCACGUUUCUGGAGCAGAGCAAAGAGCCUUGGCAUGUGAAGAGACAAGAGACAGUAUUCAUAUUCCCAGAUAUGUCAUCUCAUUAUACCCAAGACUUUUCACCAGAGCACAGCAUAAAACAUUCAUUCCAAAAAGCGAUAAGUGGAAGAUAUGGAAAUUGUGGCCUUGCCAGUUUGCAUUUAAGGACAGAAUGGGAAAGUGCAGGUGAGAGUAAAGGUCAGAAAGCCUGUUAUGAUGGACAUAACCAGUGUGUGACACCUAACAGUAGUCAAAACUUCACUGACGACAGAGGUAAGAAAUGUGGGAAACUCUUUCAAUGCUCAAAACUUAAUAUACAUCAAAGUCCUCAUAUUCAGGACAAGCCUUACAAAUGUGAAGAAUGUGGCCAAGCUUUUAAUCAAAGCUCAAACCUUAUUCGACAUCAGAGAGUUCAUACUGGAGAGAAACCCUGUAAGUGUAAAGAAUGUGGCAAAUCCUUUAGCAGUUAUUCCUAUCUUACUAUACACCAGAGAAUUCAUACUGGAGAGAAACCCUACAAAUGUAAAGAAUGUGGUAAAGCCUUUAUUGAUUGUUCAACCUUUGCGCACCACCAGAGAAUUCAUACUGGAGAGAAACCCUAUGAAUGUAAAGAGUGUGGUAAGACCUUUAACAAGUGUUCAAACCUCAGACAACAUCAGAGAAUUCAUACCGGAGAGAAGCCUUACAAGUGUAAAGAAUGUGGCAAGGCCUUUACCAAGUGUUCAACCCUUAGACAACAUCAUAUAAUCCAUACUGGAGAGAAACCCUACAAAUGUAAAGAAUGUGGUCAAGCUUUUAAUCAAAUUUCAAACCUUACUCAACACCAUAAAAUUCAUACUGGAGAGAAACCCUACAAAUGUAAAGAAUGUGGCAAAGCCUUUAACAAGUGUUCAAGCCUUAGACAACAUCACAGAAUUCAUACUGGAGAGAAACCCUACAAAUGUAAAGAAUGUGGCAAGGCCUUUAUUCAGAUUUCAAAACUUACUCAACACCAGAGAAUUCAUACUGGAGAGAGACCGUACAUAUGUAAAGAAUGUGGCAAAGCCUUUAACAAUUGCUCAACCUUUAUUUACCACCAGAGAAUUCAUACUGGAGAGAAACCCUAUGAAUGUAAAGAAUGUGGCAAAACUUUCACCAAAGGUUCAGAUCUUAAACAACAUCAGAGGGUUCACACCGGAGAGAAACCCUACAAAUGUAAAGAGUGUGGCAGAACCUUUACCAAGUGUUCAAGCCUUAGACAACAUCACAGAGUUCAUACUGGAGAAAAGCCUUACAAAUGUAAAGAUUGUGGCAAAGCCUUUAAUCGUUGUUCACACCUUACAGUACACCAGAGGAUUCAUACUGGAGAGAAGCCCUACAAGUGCAAAGAAUGUGGCAAAGCCUUUUCCAAGUGUUCAAGCCUUAGACUACACCACAGAAUUCAUACUGGAGAGAAGGACUAAAAAAUGUAAGAGUGUGACAAAGCCUUUGUUCAACUUUUAAACCUUAUUCAAUACCAGAGAAUUCAUACUUUACAAAAACCUCCUACAUAUAAUGACUGUGGAAAGACCUCUGUUCAAAAUAAACACCUCAAAGAGCAGCAAAAUAUUUGAGGUAAACUACCCUAAGAAAAGUACACCAGAAAUAUGAAAUUGCUACAUGAGAAUAAGAGAGUCCACAGCAUUUGGAAUCACUGACAUGCAGUUAGAUAAGCAGCAUUUUACAGAAAGUGCAGAAUAAUUAAUUCAUAAGAAGCUAAGAUGAGAAAGUUCUGAGGAUAAGUAUUUAGACCAACUUCUUAUUAUGCUAUUAUACAUUGCUGCUAGUCUCAAGCCAAAUGGGAAGGCUUAAAAGAAUCUUUAGAAUAAAGAAA